This is a messenger RNA of Leptosia nina, 801 nucleotides long. Lineage: Eukaryota; Metazoa; Arthropoda; Insecta; Lepidoptera; Pieridae. The record is from the annotation of a GenBank genome assembly.
AUGGCCACAUUGGAAGACAAAAUUCUUGGUGAAAAACUACAAAACUAUUGCAGUAGCAGCGAAGAUGAGGGCUCUGAUGAUGAAGAGAGUGCGGGAGAAGAGGGUGAUAAAGUUGUCAAGUCCUCAGUUGCAUCUGAACCCCCCCCAGUCAACAGCUGGACUGGGUCAGCAAGCAACACAGGCCCAAAAGGAGUGCUCGAAGAUUGGAGACGUUUCAAACAGUUGGAAGCAGAGAAUCGAAAAGAACUAGAAAAGGAGCGUAUUGCACUCGCUAAGAAACUUACUCUUACUGUCAAGACACAUAAAGAGGAAGAAGCAGAUAAAGAAAUAGAUGAAAUAGAAGAUGAACUUAAUGAGUUAAUUGAUGAGGACUUCCUUAUGAAGUAUCAACAACAGAGGAUGCAAGAACUCAUGACCCAACUACAAAAAGCACCAAAGUUUGGCAAAGUGCAAACACUGAACAGCCAAGAAGAGUUUUUAAAUGCAAUUGACAAGGAGGACCCAAAAAUUACUGUCAUUGUACACAUUUACAGUGAUAAGAAUAAAGCAUGCCAAACAAUGGAUGGUUGUUUGAAUGUUCUUGCAACAGAAUACCCUACUAUUAAGUUUUGCCGCAUUGCUGCUGAUGUAACUGGUCUAAGUCGGCAUUUCCGAGUUGAUGGGGUACCAGCAUUAUUAGUGUACAAGGCCGGUCAAGUCAUUGGAAACUUUGUUCAGCUUGCAGCCGAGUUGGGAAAUGAUUUCUUUGCUACUGAUGUGGAAAAAUUCCUUGUGGAAUACGGAAUGCUGCCGGAAAAUUGA